Molecule: messenger RNA, 1384 nt
Organism: Sitodiplosis mosellana (orange wheat blossom midge)
Lineage: Eukaryota; Metazoa; Arthropoda; Insecta; Diptera; Cecidomyiidae
Product: cell division cycle protein 123 homolog
Exons: 5
Coding region: 109-1245 (378 amino acids)
Cellular component (GO): cytoplasm
Source: RefSeq, a predicted model, not a curated record
CGCGAUUCCAAAGCAUACAUACAAGUUGUUUUUUGACCGUAAACUAAGUGUUUGCAUCAGAAACUUUUUAAAUUUUGUGUGUGUAAUUUUCAAAGCGGAGACGUUGUCAUGCAUGUAAAUAAUCAAGAGAUCAAAGAGUGUGUCGAUUUGCGUGCAUGUGCCUACACAAAUUGGUACAAAAAAUUCAGAAAACUUACAUUCGAUUCGGUAUGCAUUCCACUGCCCCAAGAAAUUGUGAAAUACCUUCUCGAUGAAAUAAUUAUACUGCCGAAAGAAUGCUACAGUAACGAUGAGGAAGGUGCAUUUGAGGAUGACAAUGGUGCAGCCGGAGGCAACGAUGAUGACGAUGAUGAGGACGAUGUUGUGCAACCGGAAUUCCCUGAGUUCAGCCAAACUCUGGCCAGUGCCGUUUCUCGCCUCGGCGGUGCUGUCUUUGUUAAAACCAAUUGGAACAGCCCAAAAGAUGCAUUUUGGAUUACCGCCGGUCAGACGAUGUGUUGCAAGGACAUCACCGACAUUUAUCAACUGCUAAAAGCAUCCGGUAUUUGCAAAGAGGAUUUGGGCUGUCAUAACCUACCCAUCUUCGAUUUGGAACCAUUGGCUGAUGCAUGCAGCAGUACCGAUACGGACAGCAGCGAUAGCAGUGCAUCUAAGGAGAACAAUCAGUUUUUAAUAUUUAAAAAGUGGCAUGACAUCCAUCCGGGCACAGAGUUCCGAUGCUUUGUACGAAACAAGAAAUUGAUCGCUAUUUCACCGAGAGACUGGCCACAAUACCAUGAGUAUAUCAGCACACAACGUGUCAACAUUGUAAAUGAUAUUGUCAGUAUUUUCAAGGAGCACAUCAAACCAAAGUUUCCACUUUAUGAUUAUGUUUUUGAUGUAGUCCGAGAUACUAAAGAUCGCGUUUCUUUGUUGGAUUUUUCGCCAUUCAGUGAAAAGCACUCCGAAUCAUUGGCAUUUGAAUGGAAUGAACUGUUGGACGAUUGUGAGACAAUCGAUGAAGAUGAUGAGGAGGAAGAAGAUCCAGAAUUUCGAUAUCUCAACUCAGACUGUGGCAUUCAACCAAGUAAACGAAAUAACUAUGGCAUCCCAAAGGAUGUGAUUGACAUGUUUCGUGCAUCGUCAAGCAGCAGUUCCAACGAACAAACCUCUACUGAACCUCCGAACACUUUGGACGAUGUCAUCAACAAUCGCCUAGAAAAUAUAUUUCUGAAUCAACCUGAUGACGAUCGACAGACUACUUAAUCUACUUGGAAUCAAAUGUUCACAUAAAAUAUUCUUUUAGAUGCAUUAAUUUUACGUUAUUCUUUUGAAUUUUUAACGAAUUUCCAUGGAAAUUCUAUACAUCAAUUGAUGUUCAAGUAAAAAUGAAGAAAAAAGUCAA